Messenger RNA from Paramecium sonneborni, 4508 nucleotides. Lineage: Eukaryota; Ciliophora; Oligohymenophorea; Peniculida; Parameciidae. The record is from the annotation of a GenBank genome assembly.
AUGUUACAUGCAAAACCAAAGACAACAUCACCAUAAGUACUUUUUUAGGAUUUGAAGAGCAAGAAAUCCUCUACUUCUUUCAAUCCUAUUAACACACUUUUUGGAAAUUAAUAAACUGUCAAUCUCCCUAGCAAUUUAUGUAUCUAAUCAUAAUACAUUUUAGCAAUUCCAUUAUAUAGAGGACAUUUUGUUAAUUUUCAUCAUGAACAGAUAAGAAUUAAUGAUAAUUGUUCUUUAAGUGGCAUAUAAGAUGGCUUUCUAUACUUUGUGGUAAAUGAGAAAACUUUAUUAUUCUAUUUCUAUUCACCUUAACAAGAAGACCUUAAUUAUUAUUACAAUACUGUAAACAUAUCUAUUUGAUUGUAGGAUGAGAAAAAGUAUAAAUUUCCAAUUAGAGUCAAAGAACAAUAGUUUAAUCACUUAGAGUAUAUUACAGCCGUUGGAUUUUAACAAUUAAAUGAUGUAUGGACAAUGGCAAUUGCUUCUGAAUUCAAAAUAUUUUUGUAUACAUUUACAGCAGAUUUGGAAAAUUUUAAAAUGCUAAAACAGGCAUUCAAUGUUAAUGGAGAAAUAGUUAAUUAAAUCAUCUUUUAUUAAGAAAAUUUAAUCUAUGGAGGAAGUUCAGGUACUCUCACAUGUAAAUCAAUUGAUUCAGCAUAAAACUACACUACUUAAUUCAAAGAAAAAAUAAAGAAACAAUUCAAUAGAAUUUUCAAAGAUUUAACUCCUUGGUCCUCAUAAUAAGGAUUAAUCUAAUUAGAAAUACAAGAAGAAUUUAAUAUUUGUUAUGGUUUAUUUGAAAAACUUGAUAAAGAUGAAAAUGUUGAAGAUACGUUUAUAACAAUUUAUGAUAUUGGACUUUAAGGAGAACUAUUUUAAGAAAUAAUCACUAUAAAAUAAUCUUAACUUUACAAUUCUAAUGUAGAAUGCAAAACUUAAUUUGAUUAUCAAAAUUUGUAAUUUUAUCAUGUGUUUUUUGAAAGGCAAUACUAAACUAAUAAGAUCGUACUAAUUAUAACAACUAAAGACUAAUUACAAUUUCAUUUAUUAUUUGAAUUAUAAGAUAGAUCUAUCGAUGAAAUUAAAUAAUACUAAUCAACUGUUUAGAAUUUAAAUGUUACUCAAUAAUAAUAUAUAAAACUAAAGCCUGAAUUUUAGAUCAUUUAAAGAAAGAAUCCCUAUAUGAAAAUCGAUACCGAUAUCCCAUAUGGAGUAUGUUUAGAUGAAAGUAGAAUAUAAUACAAACAAAAAGAGAUGUUAACAAUUUAAUAAAAUUAAAUUCUGAAGUAUGUAUAUAAAGAGGAUUAAUUGUCAUUAUUUCAUUUAGAUAAUUAUAUCAUUGCGUAAUUUCUAGAUAUGGCCCAUAUCCAAUAUUUUAGAAGUUUAGAAUAAUAAAUUUCUAAAUACAAUGCUUAUAACUAAAUAUAAUAUUCUAUAUAUAGGGAUACAUCAAAAGAAGCAAUUGAAAAAAUCGAACUUCAUGGUCAAAAAGGUCAUGAUAUUCCUAAAAACAUUUACAAUAUUGGUAAAAUGACUGUAAAUCGAUUAUUUAAUCACACUGAUAUUAAUGAAUCUUAGCUGUAUAAUCUACCUGAACAUUAUGUAUGUAUUGCUGAUCAUACAAUCGAAUUUAUCGUUAGAAUGAGACCUAUUGAUUGCUUCUUUACAGCCAUCAAAGUUACACAUUAUGAUUUUAUUGAUUAAGUUGAUGCAGAUUUUCCACUUGAAAAAUUAAUAAGAGCAUAUGGAAUUGAGGAAAGCUGUGCUUAAAUAUUGCAAAUUAUUAUUCAAGAAGAAUAGAACUUUUAUAUAAAUGUUGAACUUUAACACUAAUUUUAAUUAGAUUUAUAAAAAGCAUACUAAAGAAUACAUUAUUCAGAAAAUAUUUAAAAGUUUUUUGAUGAUAAUGAAAAAAUACCUAUUUGGGUUACAGGUCAACUUUAUGUUCGUAAAGGAUCUAUAAUCAAAGAAAAAGCACUAAAAGCUUAUUUUGCUUUAAUAAAACGUUCAUUAGUUAAUGAAGAAAGAAAUUAAAAAUCAAAAAAAGUGUCAAGCACAACUUAAUUAAUUUGGAAAAUACUUGCUCCAUUAACUACUAAAAAAUUUAUUAAUCAAAAGGUUUAUAAUUUAGAAUGUAAUAAACCUAUUGAAAGUUAUUCAAUCUAAUAAUUACAAACUGUAUUUAGAUAAAUUGAAAAACUAAUUAAAUUAUUUGAAAAUGAACCCAACUAUUAUUAAAAAGUUAAAAAUUAAAGAAAUGAUUUAUAAGUUGAAGAAUAAAAUCAAUUUUAAAAUUAUAAAAAUGGAUUCAGUAAAUAUAUUUAUGAAACUUUUGAAUAAAGUACAAGAUUAGACAUUUCAAGAAGUACAAACUAUUCUGAUUAAUCAUUAGCUGUUAGUGUAAAUGUGGAUAUUGAACAUGUAAAUAAUAUUAUCUAUUUUAGACUUAAAUGAAAGUACUCUAUUCUUAUUGUAUAUAAAUCAAAUAAUUAUUGUAAUUUUUUAUUUACUUUUUUGGAGAAUUAUAAGGUAUCAGAAAUAUAAUUAACAGUUAUUAAAAUAAAGAUUAAAUAUUUGAUUUAUCAAUCAAAAGUAUACUUAGUGGUGAUAAUGUUGGUAAUUUAGCAUUAAAGCAAUUAAUGAUACAUAUUAUUAAGAGUGAUAAAACCAAAUUCAGAGAUACUGCAUUAUAUAUGUUACAUCAUUUUCCUGAAUUCUUUACUAAUUAAGAUUUUAAAAUCAGUCUUGUAUAAAAUCUAUUUGAUGAAAUUUUAACAUUUUCUGCUCAAAAAAGUAAGUUUUCUAAUUGAUUAAAUAGAUUUAAUAAAACUUAAUCCAAAUGAAUAGAUCCAUGAAAAAAUAAAAAGAAUCUUAAAACUUUCCAAGACUCCGUAAAUUACAAUUGAUAAAGUUCUUGAAAAGAGAGAAAUCUUUCUUUAUUAUAAAGAUUUAUAACCAGAAUUAUAAGAUUAAUUACUUGAGGCUUUGAAAUUAAUUGACGAAGUAGCUGUUUUCAUUUCUCAUUCUUAUUUAACUCAAUGUUUUAAGAAUUAUAUGUAUCCCUUUGCUACUUUCAAAUUCUACGUUUAAUAUUUAGCCUAGAAAUGCUAAUUAUAAGAAAAAGAUUAAUAAAAUGAUGAAUAUUGCAAUUGUGUUAUAGAUUUAAUUCAGUAAUUUAAAGAUUUAAUUGAAUACUACAUCUAACCACCAAAAGGCUUAAAUAAAGCUUAAACAAAAGAAAUUCUAGUCGAGUCAUUGUAAUUAUUAAAUUAAUUUCAACUUAUCAAAGCAACUGAAGCAAUUGCUAAUUAUUUUAUAAAAAAAUAAUUAAAAGAAUUCAUUUAAUACAUUGAUUAUAAUCAAGAGAUGGAUUUAUAAUGUAAUAAUGAUUUAGAGAAAUUACAAAUGUAAAAGAAAUAAUUCAUAGUUAAAGCUGUGAAAGGUAAUCAUGAAGUAUAUCCAUAAUUAAUUUAAAUCUUGUUAAAAUUAGCAUAAUUUUCUUUAAGUUAGUGUCCAGAGAUGAAUUUGGAAGAAAUUCAAAUGAAAUUGCCAAUCAAAAAAAGAUUAAGAUAUGUAAACAAAGCUUAAGAGUUUAUAAGAACUUUCUAAAAAAAUGUCCAAGGAAUCGAUAUUGAUGAGAUAGAAAAGUAAGCAUCUGAUCUGAGUAAAUAACUUUUUUUUUAAGAUAUUAUGUAUGAUUUUGUAAUAUCUAAUGAAGAUGAAAAUCAAAGUAAAAAAUUUGAAAUUAAAUUUUUAGGUUAUCAUACAGAAAAAAGAAAAAUUCUUAUUGAUAUUUUGGAUACAAAAAUUAUUCUUCAAUUCUUUGAAGAUAAUAAUAUUUACUUUGGUUAAUUAUUAUGUCUAGAUUAUAUGGAACAUUCUUAAGGAAUAUAAUUAUGUACUCCAGAGAAAGUUGAAUAGUUAUGGGUCAAUUUUAUAAAAAGUAAUUAUGAAGAAUGUAAUGAAUGGCCUACAGAUGUAUUAAAACGAUAAGUAUAAAAAUAGAAUUAAAAUUUAGAUGAAAUUAGUAUUUGAAAAUCUAAUCAAUAGCAAUAAAUAUAUUUAAUUGCCAAAAAUGACAGAAACAGUAGAAUUGAUUAAUACUAAGGAAUGUCAAGAGUAGCAAAUCACUUAACUUUCCACUUGGUUAUUUUUUGAGAUUUUAUUAACUCAUGAUAUUAGAGAAAUUGAUUUGGUUAGGAUCUAUGUCAAACAUUAUUUAGAUCAUGUUUAAAUCUAAUUAAAUCCCUUAUUCCAAGAAUUAUAAAUUGAAAAAAUUCAUACUUACAAAUUGUAAUUAAUAUAAUAGAUUUUAAUUUUGUUUGAAGCACUUAAAAAACUAAAAUAAGAUUAGAAAUAAACAAGCCAAUUAAUAAAUUAAUUUAGAAAGGCUUUUGAAGUAAAUUAUUGAUUACUAUAAAUAGAAUGAUUAUUACAGUAUGAAUAAUGAUGAAUUAUAUGACGGAAAGGUUAUAGAAUAAAUAAAAAUAAGAAUCGAAUCAUUAUGA